This is a messenger RNA of Pygocentrus nattereri (red-bellied piranha), 6524 nucleotides long. It is a transcript of the gene fosb, whose product is annotated as FBJ murine osteosarcoma viral oncogene homolog B. The record is from RefSeq and is a predicted model, not a curated record. The transcript is spliced from 5 exons. Bases 213 to 1466 code for a protein of 417 amino acids. Gene Ontology annotation, biological process: regulation of transcription by RNA polymerase II. NCBI's taxonomy places the organism in Eukaryota, Metazoa, Chordata, Actinopteri, Characiformes, Serrasalmidae. Gene Ontology annotation, molecular function: DNA-binding transcription factor activity, RNA polymerase II-specific; RNA polymerase II cis-regulatory region sequence-specific DNA binding. Gene Ontology annotation, cellular component: nucleus.
GCGCCGAGAAAACGACUCCACGACCGCCUUUCAUUCUGUGAACACACACACAUCACACUGGUGGGGGGAUAACCGUCCCAUCUCAUGGAUUUAUAAAUGCACAUCUUUAAAAAAGAGCGAGGCGUCACGGAUUUUACCCGGAACGCGAGGACGUGAUACUUGGAUUGGAGUUUGGAAAGUGUUCUCCGGCGCAGACCUGGACUGCCAUCUUAAUGCAACUUUUUUGGAAAGAGACUAAGGGCAUCUUGACGGAGUCUUCAAGUAAAUCUUGUUACGGUGACGUUCCGUUUUCGCCGGGAGCGCUAGGUUUCUCAGCUCCUCUCGGCUCUGCCGGGGAGAUGUUCCAGGGGUUCCCCGGAGACCUCGACACCGGUUCCCGUGGAAGCUCAUCCCCUUCUGCCGAAUCGCAGUACCUGUCCUCCGUGGACUCCUUCGGGAGCCCGCCCACCACCAGUGCGCCACAAGAGUGUGUAUCUUCCGCUGGCGGUGUAGGGGUGGGUGGCGGGACAGCCAGCAGUGGAGCAGGGGUGGAGAUGCCUGGCUCCUUUGUACCCACGGUGACGGCCAUCACCACAAGCCAGGACCUGCAGUGGAUGGUGCAGCCUACCCUCAUCUCCUCCGUGGCACCUGGGCAGAGUGGCACAGGCACAACCACCAUGACCCAGCCGGUGAGCCUGGAUCCCUAUGAUCUACCAGGGCCUAGUUUCUCCUCUGGCUCAGGCUUCACUCCCCCCAGCUCAGAUACCCCGGGCCCUGUCCGCCAGUCUCGUAGCCGCCGCCGCACAAGGGAUGAAACGCUGACUCCAGAAGAAGAGGAGAAGAGGCGCGUCAGGAGAGAGAGAAACAAACUGGCCGCAGCCAAAUGUCGUAAUCGGCGGCGUGAGCUUACAGACAGACUGCAAUCGGAGACGGACAUAUUAGAGGAGGAGAAGGCCGAACUGGAGGCCGAGAUUUCAGAGCUGCAGAAGGAGAAGGAGCGACUUGAGUUUGUGCUCAUAGCCCACCAGCCCGGCUGCAAGAUCCCGUACCAGGAGGAGGCACCGGCGCAGCUGCAGCAGCAGACGCCUCCGCCUCCUGCCCCUGUCUCUGUGGUGGGAUUGACUGUGAAGGAAGACACUUUCUACCUGCCUCCCGCUUACUCAUCCCACCACCACCACCUGCCGGGCUCUUCGCAGACUCAGCCACCUUCGGCGCAGCAGCAGGCACAGCAGCAGCAGCAGGGGAUGAUGCAGGAGGUAGCCUUUUCUAGUUCUUUCUAUGAGCAGAGCCAGCCGGCGCCGGGCGGCCCGUGCCUUGUUGCCGACGGUGGCGGUAACCCUGACGCCGGCAGCUACAACCCCUCAUACACAUCUUCAUUUGUGUUCACCUACCCAGAGGGAGCCUGUGGGGUCAGCGCUAACCAGCGAACCAGCAGCAGCGAGCAGUCCUCUGACUCCCUGAACUCGCCCUCACUUCUCGCGCUCUGAGAGCCCUGCUCUUUCCUGCCUGUCCUUGUUCUUUUCACAUACUCACGCAUAUCAACGUACAUAUACAAACACAAAAUUUAUUUCAUUGAUUGCAGAUCUGCACACAGAGUUUCUUAGACAUGUUUAGUGAGACCGCAUUCGCUUCUGUUACCAUAAUACCUUUGCUAUUUCAUGUUAAGCUUCAGAAGUCUUAGUACCCUAUUUAUUCAAAGCCUUCGGGUGUUUUUCGGUGAAUUAUUUUUGCACACAUCGUUUCUGUAUCAGAAUUGGAAAUAUUGUCAAAUACCUCGACCGGUAAUCAGUCCUCUCAGUUUUAUUGCUCCAACCAAGCAAUUCCGCACCAUCCUUAAGUGCUUUAGUAGCUUAAAUCGAGCCUGAAUGACUUCAUCAAGUAUUAAUUUGUAUUGAAUUCAGGCAUAGUAUUGAAAUGAGUCACCACCACCACCAGAGCCUGUGACAUCCCCACACAUCCACACUCACACAUUCAAAAGACACCUUAUGACACAAGCACUUAGUUAUACAUAUCCCUUUCCGCUGCUCUCUCUCUCUCUUUCUCUCUGCUCCUGCUCACAUUGGUGUUCCAUCGCUCUCUUUCUCAUGCCGACCGUCUGCAGAGUGUAUUUGUCUGAGCUGAAAAAAGGGGACAAAGAACUUUUGUGGCUUCCAUACUGGGUUUUGGGUUUUUUGGGGGAGCCUGCAAAAUCCUGCAAAUCCUCCCACCCCUGCUUUCUUCAUCCCUCCAUCUAAUCCUCCUCUUGCUUUUUCUUUGUCAUUGUGCUGGGACUAUGAAAAUGAGGGACAUUAUUGCCCACCCAACAGUCAAUCAAGCAGUCAAUCAAUCAAUCAAUCAAUCAAUCAAUCAAUCAACCAAUCAGUCUAUCUCUAUCUAUCUCUCUUUUUCUUGUCUCCUCCGUCGUCCAUCUGCCCAUCUGUUUCUCCUCUCUCCUGUCUCUAUGUACCUCUGGUUCUCUGUGAAGUCUUCAGCCCCUGAGAGCCCAUUGGACCCUGAAAGCCCCUGGACCCUUGAAUGAUCGGCGGGCCACCCCAGAGCCACAGACCCCCACCCUCCCCAGCAUGGACCAGCCUGCUGCACUGCACAGAGGAACCGCAGAGCUUUUUACUAUGAGUAGAUCUUUCAAAACAGCCAACACCAGCUAUAUAGCAUGCAGAUCAAAUGACGGCAAGCAGAGUUUCGGGCCAAAGCAGGCACAAAGGCAUGGGAUUCCUUUGUUAUGUCCUUCACGAGGAUUUGCUUGAAUGGUUGGGCAAAUGUAGGGAACAGACUGAUGUAGGGAAGGGGCUUGAAGGAAGCAGAGGAGCUCUUAGGCAUGGCUGUGCCCAUCCAAGGUUUGGAGGCCUCUGAGAAGCAAAAAGGAAAGAAAAGGCUGAGCUUCACUUUGCAGCUCUCCACUUCUGAAUCCACCCUGUCUGGUUUCCCAUGUCAUCUCUUGCCUGUUAUUUGUCCUUGUGUUUUCCAGACCAUUUAACUGCCACACCCCCUCCACUGAAGACAGUUUUCUGUGGUUUCCUGUCCAUUUCCAUGAUAGUAUUAGCUUUGACCCCUCAAAAAUAGUGGCCUAACUGAAGGUUACAUACAAAAGGUGGCUCUUAAUGUAAGUGGCACACGUCUUGUCAGUCAGUGUUGGCUAGCUUGGUUUUGAGAAACCUUGAAAAAAAGUGGAUAAAAAAGAACUUUUGGAAAUUUUUGAAACAACCUCUUAGCACUUGGACUAGUGGCCUCUGUAGGUUCCCAUAGUCCUUUGCAGCCUGACUCUGUCCUUUAGUAACCAAUCUGUGGGCAGCUGCAGGCUUUUAUUGUGAAAGGGCAUCACUGAAGCUGCUUCUCCAGUUUAUUUCUUUCUUUAAGGAGGUUGACAUGUUGAGAAAGCACAAUUGUGGGCCAAAGCAGAUGGAGGAAGAAAGACAGGAGUUGUUUAUGAAUAUGAAAACUUUAUUUUCCUGUGAAUUUGCUAAUUAUUGUUUUUUGAUAUCUUGAGUUAAGGACUUUUUUGUUACGCUUUUUCUCUUUUGCUAUUGAUUGUGCCGUUGCUGCCAAAUGGAGGAACUUUGCGGGGGCCCGUGAGUCGCUCCUUUUCUCUGUUACUGUUGUCUUAUUGUAAUUAUAAAAAUAUUGUUAUUAUUAUUAUUAUCAUUAUUAUUAAUAAUAAUAUUAUUUCAUUGUUAUCAACAUUUGGCAACUAUAAAAGACAUGUUGUGCACUAUGAACCUUUUUUAUGUCAUAAAGUAUCCUAAAAAUGCUCUAUAUUAUGUAUGCGUAUAUAUACAUAUUCAUUGUGUAUAUAUACUGUAUGUACAAUGAUUGUAAUGUAUGAAUGCUCAGAAAUGUAAAAUGGUUAUUUUUGUUAAUGAAGACAGGAGGGCGAGCUUGUUGCAGCUGGUUUUGGUUUUAAACAUAGAUAUUUUUCUAAAAGAACAAAAAACUAUAUUAUGAUAUACAAUAAUAGCCCGCCUUUCCCUCAAUAUGAAAAGCAUUGUCACUGCCUUUGCUCUGUUUGCUGUGUAUUUAUAUGUUCUAUAUAUAAAACACAUUGCUAUGUAUGAUGAGUAUAUUCGAACUGUGGUGCAUAUAAUGGUAUAUAUGUAUCAUGGGUUUAUGGAGGUGAUCUUGUGCUUUAAAUUUUUUUCGCUCGUGCUUAGUUUGUCAGUGUGAGGUUGGUCCCACAGCCCUCGCUCAUCAACCCCUGUGGACAAAACACACUGGAUGCAAAAAAAAAUAAUAAAUGAUAAAACAAAGUGAACAGAAGACUUGAGUGUCUCGAUGUAGAUUGAAUAUUUGUGCAAAAUUCACAUUGGAACCUUGUGGUCAAGCAAUAUCAUUUGUAUUUCUGUACUGACUUUCACACUCCAGUGUGUACUGUCCCCACAUACAAGCGCAAACUAUUGGUCUCUCACAGAUUCAUGACAUUUUUGAUAUUUGGUGGUCUGUCAGAACUAGGGCUGAACGAUUCAUCGCUUUUACAUUGAAACUGCACUUUCAAAGUGCAGUUUUCGGACCACAAGAGCUGCGAUUUUUAUUAUGUUCUAAAUUAUUCAACAUGGCGUUAGGUUGUAAGUAAGAUUGUACUUAAUAUCACUGUGGUUCUGGCCCAAAAUAGGCAAGGAGUUUAAUUUAUUUAAACACAAAAAGCAUUUAAAUUGCAAUAUUGGCCAGAAAAAAAAUGCAGUUCUCCAUUUUCUCCAAAUCAUUCAGCUCUAAACUAGCCAGGGUGGUUCCAUAGGUAGUCAUAGGGUUAUUAUUACAGAUUAUAGAUGGCGGCCUUAAGAAAUAUUCCCUAUUUGGACCAUAGUAGACAUUUCUGCAUGUUUAGACGUGAUAACACAUUCUGACACUUUACACAUUCUCACGUAACUCACAUUCACCUGCAAGUGGGAUGAACCUCCGAAAACGACAUGUUCAACUGUGCAAAUGUAUUACUUUUUUUUUGUUUUAUAUUCCAAAAUCUAUAUAUAAGUGCACCACUUGUCUUGUAAAGCAUAACUGUAUUGAAGUUCUUUUCAUCUGAGCUAUGGAGUAGAAUAGAUUUCUAAGAGAAAGAUGUUUACAGAAGGGUGGCACGUCUAAAGCUGAAAGGUUCAAGUGCAAUUCUUAAAGUGUUGAUCCAGCAAAGCUCUCUUUGGUGGUUUUCAAGGCUGAUGGGAGGAUAGAAGCUUGCAGAAAAGUCCUCUGACAUUACAGUAUGGCAUGCAGAGCUGCUUUUGGUGCUCAUAGUGCACUGUUGGUGCUUUUCGUCACUCUUAAGCCAAAACAUAGUGUUACUGUAUUCUUUAAUGUACCAUUAAUGAGACUAACAUGGAGCAUGGCGGGGUUUCCAUUCAAGAUAGUCUUCCGCUUUGCAAAAAAAGACGCCCGGUGUCGUUCGCAGUGAUUGUCUUUGGCUUUCUCAAAUUCUCGAUGCUUAUUGAAAUGCAAUAUGUAGAUCCUCUGGGACGACCUUAGCAUGUAGCACAUUAGCUGACCUACGAAAACAGUGGCAUUCCUAAUCUUAUGUAAUGUUGAUAUUAAUGGUGUCAUGAUGAGGACGAAGUGAAGCCACUGCCUCUCACUUCAGUGGACGUGUUCUCCCUGGUGAAGCUUUCUGUCUCUAUCACGAAAUGCCUUUGAUGAUUCAACAAGGGCCUUCUUUAAUAACGUCUUAUAAUCUGAUCCUAAAUAUAUAGUUGUAUGCAAAUGUUUCAACAACCCAUAUUUUGUUGAAGUGAAAAUCCUCUACAGGACAUUUUUCUGCAAAUUUCUAUUUUUUUUUUUUAACAUGUUGGAAAAAGUAAAACGUAAAAUAUAAAAUGUGUCAUCAUUUUUGCACAAGCAACAUUUUAUGUUUUAUUUUUUCAGCAAAUAAACAGUAAUUGUGCAUUAAAAUGUGCAGAAGCGUUCCAUGUAGAGGAUGCAUUAACUCAAAAAAUUAAAAAAUUAGAUUUUUGUAGCCCAGACGUUUUCACAUGACUGUAUGUGAUCAUUAAAAAAUUUAAAGAUAACAGAAAAGGUAUGAUGCAUCUUCAUUUUUGAGAGGUGUUUUGCCGACUUUUUGAACGUGGAGCCUCAGUUAGUAUCAUAAGCUUUGGACGAACUCAGAAUUGAAAGCCUUUAUCAAUAUUUGUAUGUCUGUGUUUUAUGGUGCCGAUAUGUAUGAUAAAUGAAAAAUGUAUGACAAAAAAUUGUUUGUUUGAAAUGUACUUGACGGAAGUGGCUGGGAUAUUUUUAGGUCAGGGGGCUGUUAGUUCUGUGGAACAGGACAUUUUGACCCCACAGGCCAACGACCCUGCCCUUUCAGCAGUUCUCAUCAUUCGCUAGUAUAUAUCUGAAUCAAACUGACUGGCCCUCAGAGGGGUCUAUAACGACAACGUCCAUCCUCUCCAUAUCUUUAUCGUUCUCAGUUCCUGAUUUACUCUCGCUAUCUUAUUAGCCCUUUACAAAAUCGAGGACUUUUCACUUUGUUGCAUAGACUGUGAAAACUGAGUGUGCUAACGUACCUGAAUUUCUUCGUUUGAUCAUCUUUUCUUGUUUUAAAAAAAAAUGUCAUUAAAAUAAACUGAAGCAUA